Messenger RNA from Rangifer tarandus platyrhynchus (Svalbard reindeer), 438 nucleotides. The record is from the annotation of a GenBank genome assembly. Lineage: Eukaryota; Metazoa; Chordata; Mammalia; Artiodactyla; Cervidae.
AUGGCUUCUGUUGGUAUUGCUGCCGGCCGGCAGGCUGAGGACACGCUGCCGCCGCCCGCCGAGCCUCCGCUGCCGGAGAUGAAGCCGCUGCCGCCGCCGCAGCCGCCGCCGUCUGUCUCAGCGCAACAGCCGCAGCCCGCGCCGAAACCUCCAUCCCCUGCCGGUGUGAAGGCGGAGGAGAACUGCUCCUUCCUUCCCUUGGUUCACAGCAUCAUCAAAUGCAUGGACAAGGACAGUCCCGACGUCCACCAGGACCUGAACACCUUGAAGACCAAGUUCCAGGAGAUGCGCAAGGUGGUCAGCACCAUGCCUGGCAUCCACCUGAGCCCCGAGCAGCAGCAGCAGCAGCUGCAGCGCCUCCGAGAGCAGGUCCGGACCAAGAACGAACUGCUGCAGAAGUACAAGAGCCUGUGCAUGUUUGAGAUCCCCAAGGAGUGA